AUGGCGUCACCGCCGCACAAGAGGGAGUCGUUUGACUUCGCGGAUCCACCCGCGCAGGAGGCCAUGGGAUCUGCCUCCGCGUCCUACAGCCCUCCCGGAGGCGUCUUCGGCCUCUCCGCGCCGGAGUCAUCGCGUCGCGACAGCCGAAAGAGAAGGAAAGACAGACCUUCAUGGGUCAAGAAUACGUUCACACCUCAUUUUGACGGUCACCUGUGGAGAAAGUACGGCCAGAAAAACAUCAAGGACUCUGUCUUCCCCAGGCUUUAUUACAGAUGCUCUUACCGUGAAGACAAGCAAUGCCUUGCCUCGAAGCUGGUGCAACAGGAGAACCACGAGGACCCACCGCUGUUCAAGGUCACCUACACGUACGAGCACACGUGCAACAGCGCUCCCGUCCCAACUCCCGAUGUCGUGGCCGAGCUGCCGGCGCCGGCAACUGGCGACGCGCUCUUUCUGAGGUUCGACUCCACCGGCGCAGGCCACCGAGAUGCGCACCGGAUCGAGCAGGAACGGCAUUACCAGCAGCCUGCGGCACCCGGGUCUGGGUGGCCGUCCAUGAUGCUGAGCUUUGAUUCCAAUAGCCAGCAGCACGAGCAGUGUACGUUCCCUUCCGAGCUGCCGCCGGCUGCAUCGUCGUCGUUUUCGACCGAGGGGUUGCCAGCGCCGCCGUCGACGACCGAUGGCGGAGGCGACGGGUUCUCGACGUGGGACUCGUUGAGAUACGGGUUAAAUGACCAUGUGCACUUCGGCGACCAUCCGUAUCUCCCAAACAGUGGUAAUGAUGGUGACGAUAACUACUGACCGUCUGUCUGGCCGCAUGCACACACGAGCAUAAAACUGUCAUUGUUUGACCUGGAAUUAUAUGAAGUUAAUACAUAUUCUUU
This is a messenger RNA of Hordeum vulgare subsp. vulgare (domesticated barley), 884 nucleotides long. RefSeq names its product probable WRKY transcription factor 30. Gene Ontology annotation, biological process: regulation of DNA-templated transcription. NCBI's taxonomy places the organism in Eukaryota, Viridiplantae, Streptophyta, Magnoliopsida, Poales, Poaceae. Bases 1 to 801 code for a protein of 266 amino acids. Gene Ontology annotation, molecular function: sequence-specific DNA binding; DNA-binding transcription factor activity. The record is from RefSeq and is a predicted model, not a curated record. The transcript has 3 exons.